Episyrphus balteatus (marmalade hoverfly) is the source of this 932-nucleotide messenger RNA. Its product is annotated as protein matrimony-like. The record is from RefSeq and is a predicted model, not a curated record. The coding region runs from base 124 to 756 and encodes 210 amino acids. Gene Ontology annotation, molecular function: protein binding. NCBI's taxonomy places the organism in Eukaryota, Metazoa, Arthropoda, Insecta, Diptera, Syrphidae. The transcript is spliced from 4 exons.
GUGCAAUUUACCGUUCACCGUUAGUUUUUGUUUUAUAGUUUUUCACAAUUUUUUUUAUUCAGCUAGUUCUUUAAUUUUUUAUUUUAAUUUUUGAUUAUUUUAUAUUUAAAUUAUUUAAACAAAAUGCCAUUUGAAAUAAAUGAUGGGCGAACUCCGCCAGCCCCAGCCAUGAUGCUUACCACCGUUCAAACUCGUUCAACACCUCGUUUAGAACGUAAUUCACCACAUGGCCACAACCGGCAAUUCAAAGAUGUCUCGAAUCUCAAAGUGAAUCAGCGAAGAAGUCGUUCAUUUACCCCUGUUAAAGGUGACUUCUAUUUGCGUUCACCCGAAUUAUCGCCCAUAGAUGCAACAAUAAAUCGUCAGCAUACGCCAGAUGUUUGUCGACCUACUUCACGUGGUGACUCUUCGGUUCUCGAACAAUCGCUAACUCCGGGUGAUUAUAAUGUUCUUGAGAAUUCGCUAACACCCGUUGAAUUUAAAGUUCCUACUCCAAUAGUUAGAACAAAUGAUGGCACAACUCCAACAAGAUCUAUUGAUCAUCAUCAUGUAUUUGGCAGAGAAGGAAUCCAAUUUGAAGAUCCUAAUCAAACUCAAAGUUUAGAUAAAUCGGCUUCACAUGGUUAUUUGAAUCACAAAUUGGAAGUGCGUCUGAUUCUGAAGAACGCCGGCAUGCAACAAUAUAUUAAAGCAUUUGAUAAAGAAAAGUUGAUAAAUGUUUCAGAUGGAUUUUGGAAAAUUCCUUUCUCUCUGUGAAGAGGAUUUGCUGCGAUUGGGCGUGAAACGAAAAAUGGAUCGGAAGGUCAUUUUUAGUAUUAUAAAUGAUUUAAAUGCCAAUUAAUUUGCUUUUUAAAUUUGUGUUUGCUUUUGUUUUUUUGUUAAUAAUUUCUGAUAUUCUGUAUGUAUAAAAAAUAAAUUGUUUUAAUAUUGUA